AAGGUAGUACCGAAGAGAGACCGGUGGAACCGUUGACACAGUUCAAGAGAGAGUGGAAUCGGACGGUAGUCUGGUUUAGUUCAUGGCACCGAGCUAAACUGGAGACCACAUUUACAUUAAUUACCGUCCAGCGUUGACGCUUUUCAAUUACUAGUUGUCGCCUGGUGAAAAUAUGCCGCGAAACGUGCGAUUUCUGGGAUCGUUAGGUCUGUUGUGUUUGGUGGCCGUCGCAUCGGCUACCCAAGUGAGCCAGUGUUCGAGCGCAAAGUUCGACAAUCUCACAGACAAUGUUCUAAUUGGUAACUGUGAUAAACCGCCCUGUAGACUCAGGAAAAACACGAAGAUACCUCUGACGCUUAAGUUCCAGCCUGGAAGCCAGGUAAAAAAUUUGAAGCAGACUGUGAACGCGAACUUGCUGGGAUUAGAAUUCCCUUUCAUCGGUGUUGACGGUAGCGACGCCUGCGACAGAAUAUACGAGGAGGACGGCAAAACCCAAAACAAUUGUAACUUCCAAGACGGCAAAACGUACAUAUUUAAAAACACGAUCGACGUGUUGCAGAUAUAUCCCAGGGUGAAAACGGUUGUGCACUGGGCUUUAACCGAUCCCACCACCGGCAAAGACGCGCUUUGCUUCGAAGUACCCGCUAAAAUUACAAAUUAAUUUCUUUUAUUUUUUUGGUGUAUUAAACGGCAUCUAGUCUCGAGAAA
Messenger RNA from Cylas formicarius (sweet potato weevil), 708 nucleotides. RefSeq names its product NPC intracellular cholesterol transporter 2 homolog a (gene Npc2b). Bases 173 to 661 code for a protein of 162 amino acids. Lineage: Eukaryota; Metazoa; Arthropoda; Insecta; Coleoptera; Brentidae. The record is from RefSeq and is a predicted model, not a curated record. The transcript is spliced from 4 exons.